AUGGUGAAUGAUCAGAAGGUUUUGUUUCCUCCACUACACAUCAAACUGGGUGUCAUGAAACAGUUUGACAAAGAGUCUGCUGCCUUCAAAUAUCUUCAAGACUUCUUUCAUAAGCUUUCACAGGCAAAGGUGAAAUCUGGUAUCUUCAUUGUGCCACAGGUAAGGAAAAUUAUGGAGUGCUCAGAAUUACUACAGAAGCUCACAGAAAAGGAGAAAAAAGCUUGGGAGGGAUUCAUUGCUGUAGUACAUGGUUUUCUUGGCAACAAGGCUGAUAACUAUAUGGAACUGGUUGAAGCUUUAGUCAAAAAGCUAUGUAAAGUGAGUGUUGGCAAUGCUGACCGACUUAUUCGCAAAAGAAAAGAUACCAGUGAACAUGAAUUUAAGUUUGUUGCAUGUGUAGAAGAAGUGUUUGGUAUUAUUAAAACAGCUCAUGAAGCUAUUGGCCAUGGAGGUGGCAAGAAAACAAUUGCAGAAGUGAGAAAGAAAUGGUCAAACAUCACACAAGAAGUAUGCUACCUCUACAUUUCAUUCUGUGAGCACUGUCAUCAAAAGAAAGCCAGAAAAACUCCAAAGGGUUUGGUAGUAAAACCGGUACGCAGUCAUGAUAUCCAUUCUAGAUGCCAGAUAGAUCUUAUAAAUUUUCAAACAUUACCUGAUGGAAACUUUAAGUACAUCAUGACAUAUGUAAAUCAUUUCAGCAAAUUUUGUGUGUUGCGUCCACUGACAUCAAAAAGAGCAGAGGAAGUCGCAGCGAACCUUCUAGAUAUAUUUCUGACAUUUGGAGCACCUGCUAUUUUACAUUCCGACAACGGACGGGAGUUUGUGAAUGCCAUCAUCACCGAGCUUUCAAUGCUAUGGCCAGAGCUGAAGCUGGUGACUGGACGCCCACGUCAUCCUCAAAGCCAAGGAGCUGUUGAACGUCUAAACGGUGUGAUCCAGGACAAACUAACCAUUUGGAUGAGGGAAAAUAACAGCAAAAAGUGGUCAGUAGGUCUUAAGUUUGUUCAGUGGCAAGUUAAUAUCAGUCAGCAUGAAACAACUGGCCACAGUCCUUUUAAAGUUACAUUUGGACUAGAUCCGCAAGUUGGAUUAGCAUCAUCUAUCGUGCCAAGUACAGCUUUUUGUAAUAUAUUCACCGAGGAAGAUCUCGAGUCAUUUCUGGAAGCAGAGACUGAGGCAGAAGCAGAGACAGGUGCAGAGGCAGAAGCAGCAACAGGGGCAGAGGCAGAAGAAGUCUUGACCUCAUACGGGCAGGACGUGUGA
This is a messenger RNA of Scylla paramamosain (green mud crab), 1263 nucleotides long. Its product is annotated as KRAB-A domain-containing protein 2-like. The transcript is spliced from 2 exons. Gene Ontology annotation, molecular function: nucleic acid binding. The record is from RefSeq and is a predicted model, not a curated record. The coding region runs from base 1 to 1263 and encodes 420 amino acids. Lineage: Eukaryota; Metazoa; Arthropoda; Malacostraca; Decapoda; Portunidae. Gene Ontology annotation, biological process: DNA integration.